AUGGACGAAGGCAUUGGAAUGUUGCUCCUCUUGGAGGACAAGAUGAAGUUGACCAUUGGAAUCGAAGGAUUGGAGCUCAACGGUGCGGAUCUUUUGGACAAGACAAUGACGCCAAGUCCUCGACUGAUCAUCAACAGACCCUGCUGCAAACAAGUCAACUCGCUCCUCCUGUGCUCCUUUCUCUGGCACAUACCCUUCUACAACGUCCUUUGGGCCGAGCUCUCCAACGACCAGAUCAUAAUCGACUACGCCUAUCACGCUUCGAAGACAUUGAUCAAACCUAAGAAAUGGGUUUUCACGCUUGCCAAGGACGACGAGUCGACCAGCGGUACACCAGCCGAGAUUUUCGUCAAGACUCUCAUGACACGCGCCUAUGGUGAUGCGCAGUCUCAGAAACGCGCCUACGUGUUGAUCAACCCGAACUCCGGUCCUGGCGGUGCUAUCAAGCAGUGGGAGACAGAGGUGAAGCCGCUCUUCCAGGCUGCAAAGAUGCCGAUUGACCCCGUGAUAUUGAAGCACGGUGGAGAAGCCGUUGAACUGGCGCAAAACGCCGACUUGUCCAGAUACGAUACUAUCAUGGCAUGUUCCGGUGAUGGAACACCGCACGAGAUUUUCAACGGCCUUGCUAAGCGACCCGAUGCUGCAAGAGCGCUUUCUACGAUGCCUGUCAGCCAUAUCCCUUGUGGCUCAGGAAAUGCAUUCUCUUGCAACUUGUACGGAUCUCAUCGACCUUCUUUCGCCGCCCUCGCCAUCAUCAAGGGUGUCGUGACUCCGAUGGAUUUGGUGUCAGUCACUAGUGGCCACAACCGCAUCAUUUCGUUCCUAUCCCAGACGCUCGGCCUCAUUGCAGAAUGUGAUCUCGGCACAGAGCACAUGCGAUGGAUGGGCAGUGCGCGUUUCGAGGUCGGUGUCGUUCAGCGCAUGUUUAAGAAGAAGUGCUAUCCCUUUGACCUGGCUGUCAAGGUAGAGAUCGAAGACAAGGGCGAUGUCAAGGCUCAUUACAAGCAUCACGCAAGCUCUACGAGUCUGAAUCAUCUAGCUAAGAAGCUUGAUGCAGACCCCGUAGCUGAAGAUGCAGGUUUGCCGCCGUUGAAGUAUGGCACGAUCCAGGAUGAUCUCCCUGAAGGAUGGGAGUUGAUCCCCUAUGACAACGUCGGCACAUUCUACGCUGGUAACAUGGCUUAUAUGUCACCUGAUGCUCCCUUCUUCGCUGCCUCACUCAUCUCGGAUGGUUUGAUGGACCUCGUCACUAUCGACGGUGAUCUGCCUCUCUUCACAGCUAUCAGGGUCCUUCUCGAUGUUGAAGCUGAGAAGCUGUUUGACAACCCCCAUGUCACCUACAAGAAGAUCUCAGCUUACCGCAUCAUUCCACGGGAUCAAGAGGACGGCUAUAUCAGCAUCGAUGGUGAGAAGUGCCCAUUCGGACCUUUCCAGGCCGAGAUCCACCAGGGCCUUGGGCGAGUCAUCUCCAAGUCUGGCAAAUAUGAGGCCGCGGGACCCAAGAACUGGGACAAGGUGACACUAGCCGACCGUAUCCAUGGAUGA
Molecule: messenger RNA, 1545 nt
Organism: Fusarium musae
Lineage: Eukaryota; Fungi; Ascomycota; Sordariomycetes; Hypocreales; Nectriaceae
Exons: 3
Coding region: 1-1545 (514 amino acids)
Biological process (GO): sphingosine biosynthetic process
Cellular component (GO): membrane; intracellular membrane-bounded organelle; cytoplasm
Source: RefSeq, a predicted model, not a curated record